This is a messenger RNA of Mesorhabditis spiculigera, 6405 nucleotides long. NCBI's taxonomy places the organism in Eukaryota, Metazoa, Nematoda, Chromadorea, Rhabditida, Rhabditidae. The record is from the annotation of a GenBank genome assembly.
AUGAAUCGCCGGAAAUCCCAUCGAAAUUUGCUCAUAUGGGCGCUGGCUAUUGCCCAGAUGGCCACCGCCCAGCUGAUCCGAGGCCAGCCACCGGUCGCCGAAAAUCUAGUAACGCCCCGGCGCAUCAAAGUGAAUGAAGGCGCGGCUUUUGAGCUGUCAUGCCCGACCAUGGACGAAGACGUCGAAUAUUUCUGGUUAAAAGACGAUCAAGACAUUGGCGCCAGUAAAAAGCUUUUCCACAUCGUAUCCGCGUCGAGCGACCACGCCGGGAUCUAUCAUUGCGUGGCGCGAAACGCUUUUGGCGCCGCAAUUAGCCGAACGUACCUUGUCGACGUGCAGUACCUCCACGACUUCGCCGACAGCACCGAUUCGUCGAUCAGCGUCACGGGCAAUUCGGCUUUUAUUUUGCGGAGGCCCGAGUUGAUAGCUGCAAAGUCUGCUCGUCCAACGUUUAGCUGGUAUCGCAAUGACGUCGAGAUAUUCUCGAAUACAUCACGCUACGUCACGAGCCGAGGCGACCUGGUCGUGCUGGACGAUGGACUUCCGAUGGACGGCAGCUAUCGGGUUACUGCCUGGCUCGAUGCGUUGGGCGAAGCAGCCUCCGGCGUCUUUUUUUCUGACCUCGAACUGCUCGAUGACGAUGGCCCCGAGAUGGCCGAGUUUGACUGUGUGCCAAGCUAUAGUUCCGACUUCAACAUCCAUUGGUACAUCGACGACGAAGAGGCCACGGAGGAACAUCGGGGGAUCAAGUUUGAGCAGCACAUGCGCAGAUUGAUCAUCUCCAGAAAAGCUGCUUUGCUAAAGGGCAAACAACAAGCUACGGUGCGCUGUCGGUGCGAUGCGGCUGCUGGCCGAGUGGUGGAGGAGAAAACGGCGACGAUUCGAAUCAUUACAUCCCCACGACUCAACCUGCUCCCCAGCCAGCUCGGCAAGGCCCUUGGCGAAGAUGUGAGCAUCCGCUGCUCACUGAAGGAUGGCAUCGGCGGCGGGGAUACGCGCUGGUGGCAUAACGGCAAGAAGCUGGCUGCUCGUGACGGCAUCCUCACCCUCAACAAGAUCAACGCCGACGACUUUGGCGUCUAUCAAUGCGAGGGUCGAAACCUCGCCGGCUCCACCGUUUCCACGUUGUGGUUGCACGAAGGGCAGGAGGAUAAGCGUACUCACUCCGGAGAUGUCAACUGGGGAUUCGCCGAUGCUUCACUGGAACGUGAAGUUCAAAACCUCGAAUCCGACACCAGCUCCGCCAUCCCACCCACGUUCCGUGUCAGCCCGAAAAACCAAGAAGCCCAGGUCAAGGGACAGACAUCUGACGCCGGAAGGUAUACCUGCAUCGCCGAAAAUUUACACGGGAAGAUUGCGGCUUCUGCUGAAUUGAAUGUGAUUGGCACGUCGCUGAUUGAACAUGGACCUACAAAUCAGAGCAUUCUGAUCGGCACCAACAUCGAGAUCCCGUGCGAGGCCUCAAAAGAUCUGGGGGCUGAUGUUGAAGUCAAGUGGUCACUGAAUGGUGAAUCAAUUGGGCCUUCCGGCAAUCAAGCUCUGCGCAUCGAACGAAAGAAAAACGGCGGUCUCCUCAUCAUCCAGGCAGCCCCGGAUAACAUUGGCGAAUAUAUUUGCACGAUUCGGACACCCCGCGGCGAGCAGUCACAAUCAGCAUGGUUGCGCAUCAUUGAGCGGCCCUCAAUGCCGGUGGCCGUCGCGGCACAGCUGAUCAACGAGACCGUACCCGCCAAGAUCAAGAACUGCUGCUCAUGGGUGAUCGACAACUUGAAACCGUCGGCGACCGCCGAGUUCCGGGUCAUUGCCUUCAACAGAUAUGGUGCAGGGAUGCCGUCAGUGUCCACGAACAAUGUGACGAUGCCACAGCAGCCUCCCGCAUCGGCCCCCAUUGGGGUCGCCGCCAGUGCUCGGUCAUCCUCGUCAAUUAUGGUACAGUGGCAGCCGCCGCCAUCGGAACAGUGGAACGGGGACAUUCUCGGAUAUAUUAUCCGAUAUCGCCUCUCCGGCUACGCAUUGCCAUGGAACGAGAAGAACGUCACUAACAUCAACCUCCGCAGUGUCCCGAUCGAACCCCUGAUUACGUGGAGAACCUAUGAAAUUCAGGUCGCGGCUUACAACAAUCGUGGUCUUGGCGUCUUCAGUAAAAGCGUCGACGUGACCACUUUGGAAGGAGUUCCGAGCCAAGCGCCCAGCCGUGUCAAGGCUGUCGCGAAGAAUUCAACGGCUUUCGAGAUCACCUUUUCCGCUCCCGACCAGCAGCGCAUCCCUGGAGUCAACCUGGGCUACAAAAUCCAAUUUUGGCGUGGCGCCCCGGGAGCUGCCGGUGGCCUUCGCAAACAAGUGAUCAUCGACCCGACGGGUCCCGAACUGUCCCUGGUCGUGGAUGGGCUUGAAAAAUGGGGGCAUUACAAUCUGUCGAUUCUCUGCUUUACUGGCCCUGGCGAUGGACCGCGCAGUGAGACGCAACUUGUCGUUACGGAGGAAGAUACCCCUGGACCUGUCUCUGAGCUUGGCGUCGAUCACGAACAGGUGCUUUCCAACAGUGCCGUCCUGCAGUGGCACAGUCCGCAGGAAGCUAACGGGCGUAUCAUUGGCUAUGAGCUCAAUUAUUGGCGAUCUGAACGGCAGGAUGAUCGAUUACCGCUGGAGCUUCCCGGUGAUCAGCACUCGGUUAUGUUAGAGGGGCUGACGCCAUCCACCCAAUAUGCUGUCGAGAUCCGCGCAAAGACCUCCAAGGGCGUUGGUCCAUGGGCGGAAACACGAUUCGAGAGCGGUGUUCCACCAGAACUGCCUGGUCGACCCACCUCGCUCUCGAUUGUCCAAAUCUCGCCUCGUUCCGCACAACUCCAAUUCGUGCCCGGUUUCGAUGGCCAUACAACCAUCCGCCAGUGGAUAGUCGAGGCGCGAGUCGGCGAAAGCAACAUCUUCCACCAAAUCUACAACGUCAGCGCUCCAAAGGCUCGUCUCCUGAACGUGACAGACCUGCGCCCGUACACUCGAUAUCAACUUCGUCUGAUUGCCGACAAUGUUGUGGGUCGCGGUUCGCCAUCGGAGCCAUCGCAAGCCUUCGAGACAAAACAAACCAUCCCCGAAGCGCCAUCGUCACGACUCUGGUUCGAGCCGAUUUCGGCUACUUCGAUGAUCCUCUCGUGGACGCCUUUACAGCACUGGCAGUGGAACGGUCAGCCGACCGGCUAUUUGAUUGUCUACCGGCAAAAUGGCACCAAAGAAUGGCGCGAAAUCCGGGUAUCCUCCCUACGGGCCACUGACUUCACACUGCGUGACCUCCGCCCCUUCACGUCCUACGAAGCCGACUUGUACGCCGAGAACAUUGUUGGAAAAUCGCAGGCCACCGGUUCAACCGUCGCCAAAACCUACGAGAGCUUCCCCUCGGGCGCCCCAACUGACGUAGCGGCAUCGCUCGGCAAGGAUGGCCACCACUCGAUAACCGUUCAGUGGAAACCAGUCGACAACCAUUUGAAGAAUGGCGAUAUCCUCGGCUACAAGGUCCGCCUUGUUCCCGAACAACCCGAAUUGCGCGAUGAAUAUGAAAAGAGCGUUGAUGUGAUCGGCGAGGUCACAAACGUCACCAAACUGGCUGGGUUAAGGGCUUUUACCGCAUAUAACGUGUUCGUCGCCGCCUAUACCGUCGUCGGCAGCGGCCCGGAAAAUGCCUCGCCUACCACCAUCAAGACAGGGAUUGAUUUGCCCACCGAACCGACCAGCGUCGGCUUUUCGUUCAUCAGCGAGGAGGAGGCCAGGCUGCGUUGGUUGCCACCAGCCAAUCCCAACGGACGCAUAUUGAAAUACAUCAUCACCUACGUGCGGGCCGACGAGAACAAGGACUCGGAAAUCACAAUUCCAAUGGACUCGAACAGCUACGCCUUCUCGGCCAACGGAUUGAGCCCGAACUCAAAGUAUCUGUUCACGGUGAAGGCCGAAAACGAGAUGGGCUUUGGCCCGGAAGCUUCGGUUGAGGUGAAGACGACCGCUGUUCAAUUGCCCCUGCGCAACCCUCCAGUACCCUCGCGCGAUGAGCGGAAACCGUUUGCCUCGAGGGAGGUGCACAUCUCAUGGCCAGAACUUAUUACAUCCGAUGAGGACGCACCUGUGCGCUUUGUCCAGAUCGAAUACCAACGAGCGAACGAAAACGACUGGGUUCCGUACACGGAUUCGACGCCUGCCAAGGAGAACCGCGUGACGAUCAAGAGACUAAAGCCAAACACCCCGUAUCGAGUCCGAAUCCGCUUCCGCGGUGACUUUGCGCAAUCUGCCUGGAGUUCCGAGAGUGAAUGGAUCAAGACACUCGGUGCCCGACCGGAAGCUCCGCCUGGCGACCUGGCCACGGCUCCCUUUGAAAGCGAUGGAAUUUUGUUGCAAUGGGCCCCACCGGAUAGGUCUGCGUGGAACUCUGAUGUACUGGGCUACCGUAUCUCCUACAAAGCGUACCCUUCGAACGACAGCUGGCAGAGCACCGAAAUUGCACCAAGGCACGAGCAGGAGCCCCGAGAGCGAACGACGAUCCGCGGAUUGAAGAGUUUCCAUCACUACGUGGUCAGCAUGAAAUCCCUGAACGCGGACGGCGGCUCGGAAGCUUCGACGCCAGUCUUUGUUUAUGUUGGAUAUUCGAUCCCACGCGGCAAUGUGACUGGCCUUUCCGCUGAACCCUCAUCGAGCACCCAACUUAGGUUGAGAUGGGAUGAAUGGAGAAAUGAGGAGGAUGUCAUCACCGGCUUCAAGAUUCGUUAUGUUCCGUUGAUUUCCGUGCUGUCGCGACAACCCCAAGAGGAGCAGCUACUGAUCGUCGAGAAUAACACUGCUUUGUUGACAGAUUUGAUGAAGUUUACUCAAUAUCAGGUAUCCGUCUCGCCAUAUAAUCGAGCCGGCGAGGGUGGAAUGGCGGUGAUCCGUGAGACCACUCUUCAAGAUAUCCCAGGCCCGGUUGGAAACCUUAUGUUUGAAGACGUCUUGCUCGACAGUGUCAACGUCUCUUGGAGCGUACCUGAAGAGCCGAACGGUCGUAUCAUCCGCUACAUCGUCAACUACUACACGUCGAAACUCCAAGACGAAUUCCUGAAGAACAUCAAACAGCCCACCCAAAUGCCCUUCAUCGUGGCUACCGGGCUCGAGGAGGGAGCCACCUACUACUUCUCGGUACGCGCCGAAACCACCGCCGGCACCGGGCCGGAGGCUGCCGGCAAUGUGACGAUCGGAUCGACGUCGGAUGGACCGGAAGCCCCGACGAGACCGCGAGCCGUUCCUGGGCACACUUCCGUCGCCCUCCAAUGGACGGACGGAGCUGCGACGGCCCGUGGCAUCAUUGGGCAUCUCAUCCAGGCCAAACGGGUCGCCAACGCUGAACCGACAACGACGGUCAAGACGACGAAAGAAAAACGUGUCCGUCGUUCUACGUACGAACCACCCACUCAUCGCAUGGGUGAAUGGGUCACGUUGAGCACGAUCAUGGGCAGCGCCACCGGCUUUGAGAUCAGCUACAAAGACCUGCACUCGAACUCGUACUACGUCUUCCGUGUAUUUGCCCGCAAUCGACGUGGUGUCGGCAAGGCUAGCGUAGAGAGCGACCAGCUUUUUGUGCCGGCCACGCUUCCCGAGGAUCCGUUCUUCACCCAGCUUUGGUUCAUCGCCAUCGUUGGCAUGGCCACGCUUCUCAUCAUCAUCUCGGUCGUCGCCUUCUUAUGCAUAACGGGAAAUUCGAAAAAAGGCGAAAAGCGGCACGGUAGCUUGGAUAGCCUCCAACUUGCUGACGGCAAUCUGACAACCUUCCACUUGAAACAAAACAACGAUCGAAUCAGCCGAAGCCGAAACGAUUUGUUGACGAGACCGGGCACCACCACCUCGUGGAUUUCCGACCGCGAACCCCCGGCUUACGGCAGCGUACUGGGAGCGAAUAAUGGGGUUUCGGGAAUGUACGGCCAACUAGCCACCGACGUGAUCCCACGAGGCGCAGAGACGGCUAAUCAAAGGCUGUCCGCGUUGGCUGGGCGCGACGUUCGUGGAAGCGUAUACGCACGCGGGGUAACAGCUCCGACUGCUCGCGCUGAUCUCCUGUCACCGCGCGGUAACAAUGAACAUGAGAAUUCGGACGGGUUCGACUCAUUUGACGAGGAGGAAAACGAGAGCGAGAGAGGUGUGGACCCUGGCAAUGACAUUGCUGGACACUACAACCACUCCGAUUCCUACAGCGCAACCUGGCGUCGGGUCCGGGCACGAGAAGCCGCGAACGCCCUCUCACCGCCCCCACGAAUCGGCGUCCCUCCACAACAGCCUCAUUCGACCAUUUCCGGGCUUCGCGCUGGCGGCUCUUCAAGCCAUGGGACUGGCAGCGAUUCUUCAUGGCCCACCCACCAAGCGCCCGCCCUUGAAAAGGGCUUCUCAUCUUUUGUG